ACAGUUUUUCUAUCCACUCCUCCCCCGGGUUGAUGGUGCCUAUCUCCAGCGAACGUUUCGGGCGAGAGGCGGGGUACACCCUGAACAGGUCGCCAGUCUGUAGCAGGCAGUUUUUCUACUCAAGAAUAAAUUUUUUUCGAGGCAACUGUGCCUUUGUAUUUAAAUAUAGGCGCAGUGAAAAACCUUCUCUUUGACUCAAAAUGCUUGGCUUUUGAAAGGAAAAGGACACGGGAAAGCCCUGAACUGCGUCAACUGCGUUUUUAUGAUACAGUUGGAUGUUGGCUGAUGUUUAACAUGUCCAGAAGCCACUGCUAAAUGAUUUAUGGCUUUGUUCCUGGAUGGGACCUUAUUGAGCAGAAACAUGGAUACAUCAAAUUUUGCCCACGUCAUCUUCCAGAAUGUGGGGAAGAGUUACCUUCCUCACGCUGCGCUCGACUGUCACUAUACCCUGACGCAGUUCAUCAAACCACAUCCAAAGGACUGGGUUGGCAUAUUUAAGGUUGGUUGGAGCACAGCGAGGGAUUAUUACACAUUCUUGUGGUCGCCUCUCCCGGAGAACUACGUGGAAGGCACAGCAGUCAACAGAACCGUGAUCUUUCAGGGUUACUAUGUCCCUAAUGACGAUGGGGAGUUCUACCAGUUUUGCUAUGUGACCCACAAAGGGGAGAUCCGGGGGGCUAGUACGCCUUUCCAGUUUCGCGCAAACAGCCCCUCCGAGGAUGAGCUGUUGACUGUCGAGGACGAAUGCAAUUCCGACAUUCUGGUCGUCACCACCAAGGCUGGCUUGCUUGAGCAAAAAGUGGAAGAGGCUCAGAGAGAGAAAGAUGAGCUGCUGAAAAGCAUGGCCCUCAUCCAGCAGGAGAAGGAGCAGCUCGACGCAGAGAAGGACAGCCUGCAGAAGGAGUUUGAGCGAGAAAAGGAGACCUGUGCCCAGCUGAGAAGAGAGAUCCAAGAGGUGCUGCACUCGUCUCAGGCCCUUCAGGAGGAGAAGGAAGAGGUCAAGAGGCGACUGGAGGAGGCCACGGCCAGGAUCGUCCAGUUGGAAGAGGAUCUGAUUGGAGUCACACAGAAGGGACUUCAAAAGGAAACCGAGCUGGACAGUCUUAAAGAUCGAUUGAAGAAAGUCGCUCUAGAGAAAGAGGCUCUUGAAUCUCACGUAAAGAAUGAGAGAGAUGAGAAGGAACUCUACAAGAUUCACCUGAAAAACCGGGAGCUGGAAAACACUAAGCUGAGUGCGGAGCUGCAGAUGCUAAAGUCCGUGGAUGUAAACAAGGAAAACACCAUUGCCCAGUUCAAAGAAGAGGUGGGACGCCUGCAGGCAUGCCUCACAGAGAAGGAAAAGCAGUACAAGGAAAUCCUGGCCAAGGUUUCUCCUUUGGGUGACAUGAAGGCCCUGAAGGAGCAGCUGCGGCAGAAAGAGGAUCAGCUCCAGGCCAACCAGCAGCAGUCCUCUCUGCUGGCCGCCGAACUGAGGGAUGCCUCCAGCGCCCGGGAUCGCACCAUGUCUGAGCUCUACCACAUGAAGCUCGAGGCGGACGCCCUGCGCCAGGCCAAGGCCGAAGCUCAGGCCCAGUGUGUCCACCUGGAACUCGUAGUCGAACAGAUGAAGGCAGACGCCAAAAAGGAGGCGGCCAAAUCGGAGGAGGAAGCGUGCACAGACCCAGCUGUUGUAGCAGAGCUGCAGAGAGAGGUGGAGGACCUGAAGCUGCGGCUGCUCAUGGCUGCAGAGCACUACAAGGAGAAGUACAAGGAAUGCCAGCGACUGCAAAAACAAGUCCUCAAACUCUCUGAACAGCAGGGGGAAGUGAAGAAAAGCACAGCACAAGAGGCCGCCGCAAUCCCUGCAUCAGGGAGUCCAGACACAUCGGUGCCAGGCAGCCCAGGUUCUGCUGACCCCAUGUUGGAGGCCAUCAUCCAAGAGAAGCUCAAAGGCAUCAGCAGAGAAGCUUCAGACAGAAACGACAAAUACAGGAAAUGCAAGCAGAUGCUGAUAGAGGAAAAGGAGCGCAGCAGCUUGUUCGCAGACGAGCUGGCCAAGACGGAGCUGAAAUUAAAGGAGCAGCUGAAGACCAACGAGAGUCUAAAGUUGCAGCUGGCUGCCGCAGAGGACCGUUACAAGAGUCAAGUAGCUGAGAAGGGUCGGGAGCUGAAGGAGCUGAGGGACUCGUUUGCACUCGUUGUGAAGGAGAAGGAAAAACUGGAGGGGGAGCUCCAGAAGAGCAGCAGCAAGAAGGGCGAUCAAGGGGCCAGUGAGAAAACCAGUUUGGAGAACCUCCAGACCAGUGUGCCUUUAAUUCUUCAGUACCCCGUCCCUUACGCCCAGGACACCCCGACCCCACUGCUGGUCUCUCAGAGUCCAAGCAAACUACACUUUGGGAACCCUUAUUCCAUCUCAGACUCAAAAGACGAGACAGAGGAGGAGUUCUCAGAUGAUCAGCCUCUGAAGCUGCCCCCCGUAGGCCCACCCUCCUGGGACAGCAACGUGGUCUGCAUCCAGCCCUCCCGCAACCUCAGCCGGCCAGAAGGACACGAAGAGACAGAGGAAAACAACAAUGUUAACACCAACGAACAGCCGCUAGGAACAGAAACGCGCAGCUCAUUUGUGAAUGACGGACAAACCCCCUUCUGCUUUGACUCCAGCAUGGACAUGAAACGCUGUCCGCUCUGCGAGGUCAUCUUCCCGCCCAACUACGACCAGAGCAAGUUUGAGGAACACGUGGAGAGCCACUGGAAGAUCUGCCCCAUGUGCAGCGAGCAGUUCCCCCUGGACUGCGACCAGAAGGUGUUUGAGAACCACGUGCUCACUCACUUCGACGGGCACCCGCUCAACUUCGACUAAAGAAACUGAAAACCAAUGGAGUCUGCAGACUUUCUGCCAUCCACUGAAAAGAAUCACUUUAAGCUCUCUUCUGCAUGUAGUGGUGUUCGGCUCCUCUCUGUAGAGCUAUCCUAACUUUUGCUUUCUUUUAACUUUGAGAUCCACUCGGAGGUGACGUUUGGGGGAAAAAAAAACAAAAACAAAAAAAUCAAUGUUAUUAUUUAGCGUGUAUCACAGGGCUUUUAAAUCAGUUGCGAAUUGAUACUUUUUUUUUUUGAAUUACAGUUUUAAAUGUUUCCCUUCUUUUAGGAUUUGGAAAGAGAAGACUGUUUUACCCUAUAAUUCUUCUUACUGAUUUCGAAUGGACGUGGGUUUUCUCAGAUCUGUAACGCUGUAGGAUGUAACGAGUCAGGGAAAAAGAGACGUGUUUACCAAACUUACAUUUAUCACAUUCGAACAUAUGCUUCCCCCCUUCAUCAUCGCUGUACAGGUCAUCGGUCAGCUGUCAUAGAAAGCAGCCUCGGUGCACUAUAUUCAGUCAGGGAGAAAUCUUAAGUAACUAUACCCAUACAAGAAUAUACAGUAUAUCAUCAGAUCAUCUAUUUUAGAAAAAUUUAAGGCAAUAUUGUGACCGCCUUAAUACUUUAUGUAAUAUGUAGAUUUUUAUUUAGCUAGGUUUUCUUUUUUUUUUUUUUGGUUAUUCCGAUUGUCUCUUAUUUUCAUAUCAACAGCUAAUCAGUGCAUGCUCAGCUUUUGUUGAUUUUCCUUCUUUCUCUCAAGAUAUUAAGUUAUUUCAUUCAUUAAGAUGUUUCAUUAGUUUAGUGAGUUUCAUGUAUCUAAAUAAACUAAUAAAAUUACUUUGAAAUUG
Messenger RNA from Gambusia affinis (western mosquitofish), 3686 nucleotides. RefSeq names its product Tax1 (human T-cell leukemia virus type I) binding protein 1b (gene tax1bp1b). Bases 323 to 2839 code for a protein of 838 amino acids. The record is from RefSeq and is a predicted model, not a curated record. The transcript is spliced from 19 exons. NCBI's taxonomy places the organism in Eukaryota, Metazoa, Chordata, Actinopteri, Cyprinodontiformes, Poeciliidae.